AUGAGUGCGUGGACCGAGGACGUUUUGUCCUGGCGCGAAGAGAGACUCGGCCUAACCGAGUUGCCGAGCACGACGCGAAGAAAACAACGUAGUGCGCCUUACAGAUUACAUCGGCCGCAUUUGCCUGUUCCACAUGUGACGGAACUUCCACCGGAGCCUGUAGGCACUCAUAUAUCGAGGUUGUAUCCGGAGUUACUCGCUCUUAUAUUCGAGCGAUUACCUGUAAGGGAUAGGGGGCGGGCAGCUCAAGUUUGCCGAUCGUGGAGAGAUGCUGCUGACCGUCGGUCGGUUUGGCGCGGCGUUGAAGCGGCUCUCCAUUUGCGAAGACCAGCUCCAGUGUUAUUUGCAUCGUUAGCAAGACGUGGAGUGAGAAAACUACAAGUUUUAUCACUUAGGCGAGGAUUGCGAGAUGCCGUCGCUGCGUUACCAGGACUUGAAUCACUAUCUCUAAGUGGUUGUUAUAGUGUUACAGACGCAGCGCUCGCCAGCGCUUUCGCAGCUGAAUUGCCAGCAUUAAGACGUUUAGAUCUCUCACUAUGUAAACAGGUGACAGAUUCGUCUUUAGGAAGGAUAGCUCAAUCGUUAAAAAACUUAGAAGAGUUAGAACUUGGGGGCUGCUGCAAUGUAACAGAUACGGGUUUGCUACUGAUUGCGUGGGGAUUAAGAAAACUGCGUCGCCUGAAUUUGCGAUCAUGCUGGCACGUUAAUGACGCUGGUAUCGCUCAUCUAUGUGGCGGUGGCGAAGCGAGAGGCACUCCCGAGCUAGAGCAUUUAGGACUACAAGACUGCCAAAGGUUAACAGACGAAGCUUUAAAACACGCAGCUACAGGUCUUCCCAAAUUAAAAUCUAUCAACUUAUCGUUCUGUGUUGCUGUAACGGAUGCUGGACUGAGGCAUUUAGCUAGACUUCCGCACUUAGAAGAUAUCAAUUUGAGGGCCUGCGACGGAGUUUCUGACACAGGUGUUGCACAUUUAGCGGAAAGCGGCCGACUAAAGGCAUUGGACGUUUCGUUUUGCGAUAAAGUCGGCGACGAGGCGCUAUUACAUGCAACGUUAGGCCUAUCUGGUCUACGUUCCUUGUCGUUAAGCGCUUGCAGAAUAUCCGAUGAAGGUUUAGAAAGAGUAGCCAGACUGUCGCAACUAGAAACCCUGAACAUUGGUCAGUGUCAUCGUGUAACCGAUAGAGGAUUACGGGCGCUUGGCGACGGGCUACAGAACUUAAAGGCCAUAGAUUUAUACGGUUGUACGUGUAUAACUCCUCAAGGAUUGGACCAUAUCGUAAAAUUACCAAGUCUCAGUGUGCUUAACCUCGGUCUGUGGCAUGUGCGGUGA
Parnassius mnemosyne (clouded apollo) is the source of this 1332-nucleotide messenger RNA. Lineage: Eukaryota; Metazoa; Arthropoda; Insecta; Lepidoptera; Papilionidae. The record is from the annotation of a GenBank genome assembly.